Truncatella angustata is the source of this 987-nucleotide messenger RNA. RefSeq lists its product as uncharacterized. The transcript has a single exon. The record is from RefSeq and is a predicted model, not a curated record. Bases 1 to 987 code for a protein of 328 amino acids. Lineage: Eukaryota; Fungi; Ascomycota; Sordariomycetes; Amphisphaeriales; Sporocadaceae.
AUGGCGGACGACCAGAUCACUGGAGCUGUCGUUGUUUGCACCGGAGCUGAGAACAACGACAGUUCCUCAUGUACGGAGCCCAGACCAUUCUUCGCCUUUCCACUUGAAAUUCGACGCAUGAUCUACAAGAAUUUGCUUAGUUGCGAAGGCGUCAUUACCAACUUGGCAGCUACUACUUUCCACACUGAAAUUAUGCGUACGUGUCGCCAAAUUCAUUACGAAGCACAUCAAGUCCUUUAUGAGGAAAACACAUGGCAUUUCGAGAUCAACAGUUCCGGCUGGAACCCUAGAUAUGAAGAGGACUUCGACAUAGACGAGGAAAUUGCGCUGUUCUUGCGCAGCGGCUCUGGCUUCGAGACAAUCUAUAUCAAGUUCGGCGAUUACUUAAAAGUCUCCAACCAUGAUUAUGAUCUUCUUGCGUUCAAUCCAUGCGAAACAGACUACGGGCUCAGGUUGGAACACAUUCGACGAGUACAAGUUACGGUCAAGGUCAAGCAUGUUUCAGAACAUAAUGCGGCAUGCCGAGCCGUUGUGGAGCUAGUUGUAUCAUUGCAAGCUAUCCUCGACUUGCAGCACCUGGAGGUCUUUCUGGAGGGGCCCGAAAAGUAUGUCCCAGGUUCUCAGUAUUAUGUACUGGAACCAUUUCGCAAGCUCAAAGAUGUCGGCGAAGUCACUUUUCAUGGCAUCAACCAUCAGUACGCCGAGUAUCUCACAAGAAAAAUGAAAGGCUUAGGGCCUGUCAAGUCAUUACCUUACAUGUUCAAAGCGUCUCAGCGAUUGAUGAAAAACGCAUGUGUCUCAGGCAUCGAGUCCUGUAUGAGAAAUGCUGUACGCGAGGGUGACUUGCAACGCUUCAAAGAGCUGCGUACAGAGCUCGUUAGUGAGACUGAGAAGUAUAGGCGCCAUGCGCUCGACCUUCUUUUCGAGUUUGAUGUUGACGAGCAGGGUGCACAAGAGCCGGGCUCUUGGAUAGUACCAAAACCGUAG